CUUGUGUCCAAUCAAUGGAGUGCGCACCUGUCAGUGCUUCACAAACAGGCCGGCGUCUUUGUUCCUUUUUCGUGAAAGAAAUCGCUAUUUCCCUAAAAAUUCCAAAUGAUGGCACCACAGAAAAGACCGGCUGAAGAGGCAGAGUCUCUUUUAGUUGGUGUUCGAUCAUUAUUGUUAGACAUUGAAGGAACUACUACUCCUAUUUCAUUUGUAGAGAAAACAUUAUUUCCUUAUGUGACAAAUAACAUUGAGAGCUAUCUCAAUAAAAACUUUGAAAAUGCAGAUGUACAGAAAGCUAUUGCAGCACUCAGAGACCAGGCUGCAAAAGAAAAAGAUGAAAAAGUUGAAGGAGUCGUUGAAAUUCCAAGUGGAGAUGCUAGUAAAGAAGAUGUUAUUAAAGCAGUCAUUGACAAUGUGAAAUGGCAGAUGGGUGAAAACAGAAAAACCACUGAACUGAAAGCUUUACAGGGAUUGAUCUGGAAAGAGGCAUUUGAAUCCUCAGAGAUAAAAGGAGAGUUGUUUGAAGAUGUUGGUCCCAUGUUGAAAAUGCUAGCAGAAGAAGGAUUUAAACUGUAUGUGUUUUCUUCAGCUAGUAUCCAAUCACAGAAGCUUUUAUUCUCAUAUUCCAAUCAAGGAGAUCUUUCAGAUGUGUUUUCUGGUUACUUUGAUACAACAACAGGAAGUAAAAGAGAUAAGGCCAGUUACAAGAAAAUUGCAACAGAAAUAGGACAUGAGCCUAAAGAUAUUUUAUUCCUUACAGAUAUUCCUGAAGAGGCAGAAGCAGCCGUGGGUGCAGGAUUACGCAGUGCACUUGUUAUUCGACCUGGCAAUGAGGAAUUAACUGAUGAAAAUCUGCAAAACUUUGCUUGUAUAGAAAGAUUCGAUGAGCUCUACGGGGAUGAAGAUGAAGAAGAUGAUAUUAAGAGGUUUGCUGGUGGCAAUGGAGAAGCUGACGACGAUGAUGAGGAGGAGGAAGAGGGUGAUGAAGAUGAGGAAGAAGAGGAAGAAGGUGAUGAUGCUUGAGAAGUUGUAUUUAGUGAAGAUGCCUAUAAGAAGUCUCAACUGAAGUUCAGUAAAUGUAACGAAUGAAAGAGCAUCAACUGUUUGUUAAUGUCUACAUUUUGAUGUUUGAUGGGAAGAAACAAAAAAUAAAAGUAACUUGCAACAUUGAACCACUAUUGUUAUUACAGCAAGACUUGAUACAUGAAUUAAUAUAUUGAUGAAACUUUUUUUUUUUUUUUUUGACAUCAGUUGAAGGAAGGAUAGUGGUUUUUUUUUUUUUUUGGUCAGUUCUAAACUUGAAAGUGAUGUACAUCUUCUACAUUGAAAGUUUCACUAUUUAUUUUUGUGUCUUCUAUGUACAUCAUUUUGUGCAAUGAAAUUUGAUACGUGGUGCUUUAUGUUUGCAGAUAGUGCUAUGAUCAUGAUUGGCAGCUCCUUUAUUCUGACACAAUUUUUACCUUUGUUUUUAAUUGACUAAGUCAUUCAUGUAUAUGUUAUAUCAAAAGAAGCAUCAAGUUGGCUGUAGGUUUUGUUUGCUGCCAAAUAGUCAUCUCUACCAAAUUUAUAUAUAUGCCAUAUCCUUGUUUGAUGUUAAGAUUCCCAUAGAUGCAGUAAAAUAUUUGUAUCUCAACCAUUACAAAAACAAAUUAGCCACUGUUUUUAUUGGGUCUUACUAUUUUUCUCUCUUACUACCCCACCCCCAACACACUUUAAAAAAAAUAAUAAUGAAAUAGUAGUUUAGUAGGGCAUUACAUGAAGAAAACUAAUGUCCAGUGACUGACAGUCCAACCCUUUCUAUUUGUGUCUGUAAUCAAAAGAUCAUUCUGUUGGUUUAGGAUCUUUCUUUUAUUGUACAAAUGUUAAUAUCACUGCACAGGUAUAUCAACAUUUUAUUUUAAAUGUCAAUUUUACCUUUUUUGUGUUAGAAAAUGUCUCAAUUGAUGUUAGGGACUGUUUUUAACUCUUCUUGUGUUCAGAAAGGGAGGUAAUUACCAAACUUAAAGGAAGACUCCUAGCAUUCCUUGUUAUAAAGGAUAUGGCUCUUUUUUUUUUUUUAAAUCUUUUAGAUUGUUUGGCCAGGUACCAGACAGUAAGAUUGUAGUGUUUUUGUUUGAGAUUUAGUCCAUUGUUUUCUUGAUGUAGAAUGUUGUAUCUAAGUAUGCAGAGAGGGAGGGCUUCCCCUUCUGUUUCUCCACAUGAAAACAAAGUGGUGGCACUUCAUAUCAUAAAUGGAGGUAAAAAAGCUCUCUUCUUUUUUUUUUUUUUUUUUAAAUCUUUUGUAAAACGUUAUAACCUUAUGUUGUAAUGAACAUGAACAAAAUUAUGUAGUUUCAUA
Biomphalaria glabrata is the source of this 2338-nucleotide messenger RNA. RefSeq names its product enolase-phosphatase E1-like. The record is from RefSeq and is a predicted model, not a curated record. The transcript has 6 exons. Gene Ontology annotation, molecular function: acireductone synthase activity; magnesium ion binding. Bases 106 to 1023 code for a protein of 305 amino acids. NCBI's taxonomy places the organism in Eukaryota, Metazoa, Mollusca, Gastropoda, Planorbidae.